UAUUUCUCCACUGCGCGUCGGCUCAGUCGCUUGCGCUUCCUCAUCUUCCUCAUCUUCCCCCUCUCUUGCAUUUGCAUUUGCUCCCCGUCGUUUGAGUUGCAUCGGGGUUUUUCCAUGGGGAGGUCGACUGACAGAUCCGAAGGUCUAGCCGAUCUCACCAGCGUCCUCCCGGAGGAUCUGCUUCUGGAGAUCCUCGAGCGUCUUGGCUCCGCCCGCGCCGCCGCGGGCACCAGCCUCCUCUCCCGCCGGUGGCGCGGUCUCUGGACCCGGCUCCCCAGCCUCACCCUCAGCUUCCACGACGUCCCGUUCGGCUCGAUCCAGACCGCGCGCCGCCGCGCCGCCGCUCGUCGACGCCCCGGUGUGUACAUCUACCACCUCAACAUACGCGUCGCCGACCAGGCCGGCACGAUCGGCGCCGGGAGGUUCUCCUCGCUGCUCUGGGACGCCGCGAGUCUCUCGCCGGUGGAGCUGCGCCUCACUCUCCCGCGGAACCUGCAAGUCUCCAGCAUGGAGGUGACACUGCCCACCUUCCACCGCGCCACCUCCAUGGAUCUGCGCGCGCGGGCCCUCCACUUAACCGUGUCCGCAAAGCCAUAUGCGGGCUAUGUCCCCUUCCGCUCGCUGGAGACUCUCCCUCUCGGGAUGCCACAUCGAUCUGGCCACCUUCAUCCCGUUCUGCCCGCGCCUGCGCGUGCUCCAGGUGAACACCACCGGUCUGAUAGACAUGAGCAACAUUACGGUCCACUCCGCGUCGCUGGAGGAGCUCGUCGUGGAGCACGGCAACCGAUGGACCCGCCGUACCCAUGUCAGCGUCGACUCCCCUGUGCUUAAGCAAUUGACAGCGUCCUUCCAUGCCUGUGGCAACAUUGGGGUGUCCAUCUUGGCACCAAUGGUGGACAAGGUCUGGUGGCGGUGCUCGUAUGCCAAGCCGAUUUACGGGCUUGGUCUUUGGGGCCUCUCAGAGGUGGGCUUGAACGCCGAAGAGACACAUGGACAGACCGACUCCGGGAGAGACGCCUGUGUGCAGCUCCCUAGCGUCCAUGUCCUGUCCCUACACAUAUCUGCAGUCCAAGUAUAUAUGUCCCCUAUCCUGCUUCUUCAAUUUAGCGCAAUUGCCGGCGAAACUGAACUUAUCCAGGAUGUCUUGUCGAACUGUUGUUUGUUGUUGCAGGAUUCAGUUAGCUUUCCAAAUGCAGAUCUCACCUUUGCGGCAGAGAUCGAUAAACAUAUGGUUACCAACUUCUCUGGUCUGGACCUACAUCUCAGCACCAAGGGCCAUGUGUUUGGAGCUUUUGUACAUGUUCAGCCAAUAAGUUCGAGGUACAUUUUUUUUAGAGGUUCGAGCCUAAGAACUGGAGAACAGAAACUAUCACCUUGGCUGAUCUUGAGAACAUGGAAAUUGAAGGCGUCGGCGGGGAAGAUCACGAGUUUGAUUUCUUGAAAGUGAUAUUUAGAUGUGCUCCAAUGCUUAAACAGUGACUGUGAGGCUGACCGAUGGUGUCACUCCAAGUGUCGAUUGGUGCACAAAAGUAACCAACAUCUUCAUGGCAUAUCCUUCCGUCGAAUGCAAUGCUGAUCUGGUAAGCAGGGCCAAAGCAGUGUGUUGACAUGAUUAUCUGCGGAUUAAGGGUGCUCAUUAACAAGAUCGUCCUCUCCCACGCCGACCAACUACUAUCUGCUUUCAGGAUCUUGCUUAAUGGCUUCAAUCUAUGCUACCUCCUGUUGUUUUGCCACUGUAGUGGAGCUACAGACUUGAAGUGGUGCAGUCUCUGAUGUAAUUCCUAGCAUGGUUUCUAUUGCCUUCAAAUGUGGUACUGACUCCUUU
Messenger RNA from Aegilops tauschii subsp. strangulata, 1825 nucleotides. The record is from RefSeq and is a predicted model, not a curated record. Lineage: Eukaryota; Viridiplantae; Streptophyta; Magnoliopsida; Poales; Poaceae.